AAUGUAAAGAGGCUAGAAACCGUGAAUAUGGUAUUUUGGAUGCAUGCUGCGCUGUAACAAUCACCCUAUGCGUUGAUGUCUUCACCGGCAUAUGUUACGACUUUAUCUCCCUUCGUCACCAAUGCACAGAGACACUGUGUUCCUGUUCCAGGUGCUCAUGUAGAGGGCCUAUCGACGAAGAAAUCGACGAAAGAGAGCCACUUGUACCUGAGAGAAGACAACCAAGUCCACACCCACCUAUGCGCAGUACAGGUUAGAGCUACGUUUGGACGCCGAAGAUAGAUGUAUCAAGCUAUGAUGUACUUCAUGACGAGUUGUAUACAUACUCCUUUCCCUCAUAUAAUAUUGUUUGGACUC
Molecule: messenger RNA, 357 nt
Organism: Serpula lacrymans var. lacrymans S7.9
Lineage: Eukaryota; Fungi; Basidiomycota; Agaricomycetes; Boletales; Serpulaceae
Exons: 5
Source: RefSeq, a predicted model, not a curated record